This is a messenger RNA of Pristis pectinata (smalltooth sawfish), 1386 nucleotides long. RefSeq names its product meiotic recombination protein REC8 homolog. Bases 1 to 1386 code for a protein of 461 amino acids. Lineage: Eukaryota; Metazoa; Chordata; Chondrichthyes; Rhinopristiformes; Pristidae. The record is from RefSeq and is a predicted model, not a curated record. Gene Ontology annotation, molecular function: chromatin binding. Gene Ontology annotation, biological process: replication-born double-strand break repair via sister chromatid exchange; synaptonemal complex assembly; mitotic sister chromatid cohesion. Gene Ontology annotation, cellular component: cohesin complex; synaptonemal complex. The transcript has 15 exons.
AUGGCCACACUGAUGGACGCCUACGAGGGGGCUCUGGAUCCAUUCUUCGGAGUGAUGGCCAGUCCCCCGCUUCCCAGUCCCAGCCUCAUUCCACAGGUGAAGCCACUGCUGAGAUCUCCAGUUCCGGAAGGCCCACCGGAGGUUUCUCCCAGAGUCAAAGAGCCACCUCCUGCAAUCACGGUGUCUCCGGAGCUGAUCACCAUCCGCGAGGUUGAGCCCAUCCGGAUGCCUGAAGUGGAGGAGGGACUCGAAUUGCCUGAGCUCAGCGUCCGGGAGCUGGAAGACUUCCUGGCCGAGGAGUUCAGGUUCCCUGAAGAGCCCGGCGUACUGGAGCCACGACCUCCCCGGAGACGGCCUCGGCCAGAAGUUCCCAGGGAGGUGGAGGUGGCACGAGAAGUCACGGCCGAGCCAGCGGAGAGACUGGAGAUCUCACCCGUGAGACCGGAGAUCGAAGAGCCAUCCGCACGGGAGGCAGAGGUCACCGCGGUCCCAUCGGAGGUCUCCGUCAUCCCGCCAGCUGAAGCUGUCCCGGAGAGAGAAAUGGAGAUACCAGCGCCCCCCUCGCUACCCGUCUCGCCCGAGGAGGAGGAGUUGCCCAGGCGCAGAGAGCCCUCACCCAGCCCAGAGCUGGUGUUACCUGAGAUACCUGAGCUCCCACCAGUGGCCCCGAGACGCAGACGGCGAAGGCCGCAACUUAUCGACACGACCAUCCAGAUGCCACGAGAGGAGAUACAGGAGCAGAUCGAGAGAGUUGACGUCCACUGUGCUCCAUCCCGGCCCAUUGAGCUCCCGCGCCAGCGAAGGAGACCGCCCACCGAUCUGUUCCAGAGCCCCACCUACGAGCCCUGGACGGCCCCCGAGCUGCGACACCUGUGGACGAGGUGCGCCAGGACCGAGCCCGUGGACUACCACGCCAGGCGCAGGAUUGAGGCCCUGGAGAUGGAGGCUCUGCGGGAGACCCUGGAGCCAAGCAUACCUCAGCUAACUUUGACAGCACCACUGGAGGAGUUGGAGCCUGAAACACCUCUGCCCCUCAUCAGGACACCAGAGGAAAUCCGACCUCCCACGGCAGAACCGGAGGAGAAGCUCCCGACGGUGAUGGAAGUCAGCGAGAUGCUGGAGGUGUCGCCGGGCCGCGUCCCCCCUCCCGAAGAGGCCGCUGUCACUCACGAAGUGGUGAUGGAGCUGGUCUCGCAGGGGUUGGUCGACCGCGAGGAGACGGAUCUCCACACGAUUCUCCCCCCCGCCAUCUCCCGCAUCGACAUCUGCCGCAUCUUCUACAUCUGCCUGGUGCUCGCCUCGAGGCAGGUUCUCCACCUGGCCCAGACCCGUCCCUACGGGAGGAUCGCCAUCCGUCCUGGUCCGCGGUACAGCGAGGACCUGUGA